CUGAGAGCCGGCCGUACAAUGACCCACAACCUGCUCCUGCACCAACAGACAACAUGUUCAGUGCGAUGGAUGGGUGGGUUUUGGUGGUGCUGCUGCCCCUGCUUGCAACCUCCCAGGAUGUUGAUAUCUGCAAUGCCAAGCCCCGAGACCUCCCCUUAGAGCCUCACUGCAUCUACCGCAACCCCACCCCCGAAGACGAGACCCCCGUCCUGACCGGAGAGCCGGAGAAGAUCCCAGAGUCCACCAACCCGCGGGUCUGGGAGCUGUCCAAGGCCAACGGAUUCUUCGCCCUCUCCCUCUACAAGCAGCUGGCCCAGAACAAGUCGAGCGACGCCAACAUAUUCAUGUCUCCCAUUAGCAUCUCCACAGCCUUUGCCAUGACCAAACUGGGAGCUUGCAAUCAGACUCUGGAGCAAAUCAUGAAGGUGUUUGGCUUCACCACCAUUAAGGAAAAGACAUCGGACCAGGUGCAUUUCUUCUUCGCCAAGCUCAACUGUCGUUUGUAUCGUAAGAAAGACAAGAGCACAAAGCUUGUGUCUGCAAACCGACUGUUUGGAGAGCAGUCCCUUGCCUACAACCAGAACUACCAGAACAUCAGCCAGAUGGUGUACGGUGCCAAGCUGCUGCCCCUCAACUUCAAGGAGCACCCAGAAGACGCCCGGGUCACCAUCAACCACUGGGUGUCCAACCAGACUGAGGACAAGAUCCGGGACGUUCUGCCCACGGGCGCACUGGACUCCAACACCGUCCUGGUUCUGGUCAACACCAUCUACUUCAAGGGUCAGUGGAAGAGCCAGUUUGACAAACACAACGUCUACAAGGCGGACUUUACCGUCAGCGAGAGCCGAACCUGCAGCGUCUCCAUGAUGUUCCAGGAAACCAAGUUCCAGUACGCCCGUUUCCAGGACGACCAGGUACAAGUGCUGGAGCUACCCUACCGCGGCGAUGACAUCACCAUGGUCAUCAUCCUGCCCGCAAGACACAAGCCCCUAGCCCAGGUGGAGGAGAUGCUGGACCUCCAGAAGCUAACGGAGUGGCUGGACGGCCUGACGGAGACCACCGUCUCCGUCCAGAUCCCUCGCUUCAGGGUCGAGGACAGCUUCAGUCUGAAGGAGAAGCUGCAGGCCAUGGGUCUGACAGACCUGUUCAGCCCCCAGGCCAGCCUACCAGGUAUCCUGGAGGAGGAGGCUGAGCUCUACGUCUCGGAAGCCUUCCACAAGGCCUUCCUGGAGGUCAACGAGGAGGGCAGCGAGGCAGCGGCCUCGACGGCCGUCGUGGCCGUCGGCCGAUCCUUCAACCUGAACCGGGAGCUGUUUGCGGCCGACCGGCCCUUCCUGCUGCUGAUCCGGGAGAAGACCAUCAACACACUGGUGUUCACCGGCCGUGUGGCCGACCCCUGCUAGAGCGGGCUAGAUACACGGACGCGUUGACGAGUGCGCUAACGCGGGCUAGCUACACGUACGGGUUGACAGGUGCGCUAACGUGGGCUAGCUACACGUACGUAUUGACGGGUGCGCUAACGCGGGCUAGCUACACGUACGUGUUGACGAGUGCGCUAACGCGGGCUAGUUACACGUACGCAUUCACUUUCUGAUGUGAGGUCUACUCUUGUAUUAUGCUAAACUCAAAUAAAUAUUAUCUGAUAGUGUGUGCGUGUAUGUGUGUGACCUU
Gadus chalcogrammus (walleye pollock) is the source of this 1671-nucleotide messenger RNA. RefSeq names its product serpin peptidase inhibitor, clade C (antithrombin), member 1 (gene serpinc1). Gene Ontology annotation, molecular function: serine-type endopeptidase inhibitor activity. NCBI's taxonomy places the organism in Eukaryota, Metazoa, Chordata, Actinopteri, Gadiformes, Gadidae. The record is from RefSeq and is a predicted model, not a curated record. The transcript has 8 exons. Bases 54 to 1403 code for a protein of 449 amino acids.